Molecule: messenger RNA, 590 nt
Organism: Drosophila biarmipes
Lineage: Eukaryota; Metazoa; Arthropoda; Insecta; Diptera; Drosophilidae
Exons: 4
Coding region: 51-590 (179 amino acids)
Source: RefSeq, a predicted model, not a curated record
CUAACUAUUAUGGAUUGCGAAGUUUAUAAAUUCCAGUAUUAAAACGUGAAAUGUUCAGGCUACAAGUUUUGUGUAUCUUUUGGCUAAAUAACUUGUGUUAUAUUCAUGUUAAGGGUUCCUAUAAGUUUAAUUCACUUAAUUGCGAAGUUCUUGCUCCAGAAAUGGGUUACAUGAAGCAGUGUCACAUAAGGGCCAUCGAUAGAAAGCACAACAUGAUGAACCUUGAAGCGAUUCUAAAUAAAACCAUAUUGCAGUUUGAGAUCCAUUUCAAGAUUGUCAAACGCGAGCUUGGGGGCUGGCACCCCUUUUUGUACGACAUAAGAAUGGACAUUUGCCAGUUCUUCAGAAACCGAAGGAAAUUCUUUAUUUCCAAUCUUAUUUAUUCGUUUAUGAAGCCUUACACAAAUGUUAAUCACACCUGCCCCUACGUGGCUGGUGAGGCAAUGCAACUUUUGAACUGGACUCCAGAUGAAGACCAAGUUAUAGCUAAAUUUCCCGUAGACCAUGGCCAAUAUGGUUUGCAAACAACUUGGUACGUCAACAAAGUCAUGGCAUUAAAAAUAAAUGGCUCGGUUUUAUUCUUUAGGUAA